Molecule: messenger RNA, 5407 nt
Organism: Phyllostomus hastatus (greater spear-nosed bat)
Lineage: Eukaryota; Metazoa; Chordata; Mammalia; Chiroptera; Phyllostomidae
Gene: UPF1
Product: UPF1 RNA helicase and ATPase
Exons: 24
Coding region: 289-3681 (1130 amino acids)
Biological process (GO): nuclear-transcribed mRNA catabolic process, nonsense-mediated decay
Cellular component (GO): cytoplasm
Molecular function (GO): ATP binding; DNA binding; RNA helicase activity
Source: RefSeq, a predicted model, not a curated record
GCGCACGUUGGCGGCGGCGGCGGCGGUUCCUGCUGGGGGUUGCUAGCGGCUGGCGGCUCCGAGGGGAGCGACGACGCUGAGGGUCUCACAGGUGGCGGCUGCGGCGGCUCACCACGAGGCUCGCGGCGAGGCUCGCAGCACGGCUCGCGCCUCUGUGGGCGUUUCAGUCCAGUCCAGGGGCGCAGACGAGGUGACGGCUGCGGCCGGAGGCCGGCGGCCUAGGCCUCAGCGCGGCGGCGGGCUCGAGUGCGACGCGGAGACGGCCUGCGGGCCCUGUGCGGCGGCACCAUGAGCGUGGAGGCGUACGGGCCCAGCUCGCAGACGCUCACCUUCCUGGACACUGAGGAGGCCGAGCUUCUCGGCGCCGACACGCAGGGCUCCGAGUUCGAGUUCACCGACUUCACUCUACCCAGCCAGACGCAGACGCCUCCCGGAGGCCCCGGUGGCCCCGGAGGUGGCGGCCCGGGGGUCCCGGUCGGCGCGGGUGCGGGCGCUGCGGCGGGACAGCUCGAUGCCCAGGUUGGAGGACCUGAGGGCAUCCUGCAGAAUGGGGCCGUGGAUGACAGCGUGGCCAAGACUAGCCAGUUGCUGGCCGAGUUGAACUUCGAAGAGGAUGAAGAGGAUACCUAUUACACAAAGGACCUACCGGUACAUGCCUGCAGUUACUGCGGAAUACAUGAUCCUGCUUGCGUGGUUUACUGUAAUACCAGCAAGAAGUGGUUCUGUAAUGGGCGUGGAAAUACUUCUGGCAGCCACAUUGUAAAUCACCUUGUGAGGGCAAAAUGCAAAGAGGUGACUCUGCACAAGGAUGGGCCCCUUGGGGAGACGGUCCUGGAGUGUUACAACUGUGGCUGCCGCAACGUCUUCCUCCUCGGCUUCAUCCCCGCCAAGGCUGACUCUGUGGUGGUGCUGUUGUGCAGGCAGCCCUGUGCCAGUCAGAGCAGCCUCAAGGACAUCAACUGGGACAGCUCGCAGUGGCAGCCCCUGAUCCAGGAUCGCUGCUUCCUGUCCUGGCUGGUCAAGAUCCCUUCAGAGCAGGAGCAGCUGCGGGCCCGGCAGAUUACUGCCCAGCAGAUCAACAAGCUUGAGGAGCUGUGGAAGGAGAAUCCUUCUGCUACCUUGGAGGAUCUGGAGAAGCCGGGGGUGGACGAGGAACCGCAGCAUGUCCUCCUGCGGUAUGAGGAUGCCUACCAGUACCAGAACAUAUUCGGGCCUCUGGUCAAGCUGGAGGCUGACUAUGACAAGAAGUUGAAAGAGUCCCAGACUCAAGAUAACAUCACGGUCAGGUGGGACCUGGGCCUUAACAAGAAGAGAAUCGCCUACUUCACUUUACCCAAGACUGACUCUGGUAAUGAGGAUUUAGUCAUAAUUUGGUUAAGAGACAUGCGGCUCAUGCAGGGGGAUGAGAUAUGCCUGCGGUACAAAGGGGAUCUGGCUCCCCUGUGGAAAGGGAUCGGCCACGUCAUCAAGGUCCCUGAUAAUUAUGGUGAUGAAAUUGCCAUUGAGCUGCGGAGCAGUGUGGGUGCACCUGUGGAGGUGACACAUAACUUCCAGGUGGAUUUUGUGUGGAAAUCCACCUCAUUUGAUAGGAUGCAGAGUGCACUGAAGACCUUUGCUGUGGAUGAGACCUCGGUGUCGGGCUAUAUCUACCACAAACUGCUCGGCCAUGAGGUGGAGGAUGUGAUCAUCAAGUGCCAGCUGCCCAAGCGCUUCACAGCACAGGGGCUGCCUGACCUCAACCACUCUCAGGUUUACGCCGUGAAGACUGUGCUGCAGAGACCACUGAGCCUGAUCCAGGGACCACCAGGAACAGGGAAGACUGUGACCUCAGCCACCAUUGUCUACCACCUGGCACGGCAGGGCAACGGGCCUGUGCUCGUCUGUGCUCCAAGUAACAUAGCUGUGGAUCAGCUGACUGAGAAGAUCCACCAGACAGGACUGAAAGUCGUUCGGCUUUGCGCUAAGAGCCGUGAAGCCAUCGAUUCCCCGGUGUCAUUCCUGGCCCUGCACAACCAGAUCAGGAACAUGGAUAGCAUGCCAGAGCUCCAGAAGCUGCAGCAGCUCAAGGACGAGACUGGGGAGCUGUCGUCUGCUGAUGAGAAGCGAUACCGAGCCCUGAAGCGCACAGCUGAAAGGGAGCUGCUCAUGAACGCAGAUGUCAUCUGCUGCACGUGUGUGGGUGCAGGAGACCCCAGGCUCGCCAAGAUGCAAUUCCGCUCCAUUCUAAUCGACGAGAGCACCCAGGCCACAGAGCCAGAGUGCAUGGUCCCUGUGGUCCUUGGAGCCAAGCAGCUGAUCCUCGUGGGUGACCACUGCCAGCUGGGCCCUGUGGUGAUGUGCAAGAAGGCAGCCAAGGCAGGGCUGUCUCAGUCGCUGUUUGAACGCCUGGUGGUGCUGGGCAUUCGUCCAAUCCGCCUGCAAGUCCAGUAUCGGAUGCACCCUGCACUCAGUGCCUUCCCAUCCAACAUCUUCUAUGAGGGAUCUCUGCAGAACGGUGUCACUGCAGCGGAUCGAGUGAAGAAGGGGUUUGACUUCCAGUGGCCCCAACCUGAUAAGCCAAUGUUCUUCUAUGUGACCCAGGGCCAGGAAGAGAUAGCCAGCUCGGGUACCUCCUACCUGAACAGGACGGAGGCUGCAAACGUGGAGAAGAUCACCACGAAGCUGCUGAAGGCAGGCGCCAAGCCGGACCAGAUUGGUAUCAUCACACCUUAUGAGGGCCAGCGGUCCUACCUGGUGCAGUACAUGCAGUUCAGUGGCUCCCUGCACACCAAGCUAUACCAGGAGGUGGAAAUUGCCAGCGUGGAUGCAUUCCAGGGACGUGAGAAGGACUUCAUCAUCCUCUCCUGCGUGAGAGCCAACGAGCACCAAGGCAUUGGGUUUUUAAACGACCCCAGGCGGCUUAACGUGGCCUUGACCCGAGCAAGAUAUGGGGUCAUCAUUGUAGGCAACCCCAAGGCUCUGUCCAAGCAGCCACUGUGGAACCACCUGCUGAAUUACUAUAAGGAGCAGAAAGUGCUGGUGGAGGGGCCCCUGAACAACCUGCGGGAGAGUCUCAUGCAGUUCAGCAAGCCCCGGAAGCUGGUCAACACCAUCAACCCUGGAGCCCGCUUCAUGACUACAGCCAUGUACGAUGCCCGGGAGGCCAUCAUCCCAGGAUCAGUCUACGACCGGAGCAGCCAGGGACGUCCCUCAAACAUGUACUUCCAGACCCACGACCAGCUUGGCAUGAUCAGUGCUGGCCCCAGCCACGUGGCCGCCAUGAACAUUCCCAUCCCCUUCAACCUGGUUAUGCCACCAAUGCCACCCCCAGGGUACUUUGGGCAGGCUAAUGGGCCAGCUGCAGGCCGGGGCACCCCCAAAGGUAAGACGGGUCGUGGAGGACGUCAGAAGAACCGGUUUGGGCUUCCUGGGCCCAGCCAGACGAACCUGCCCAGCAGCCAGGCCAGCCAGGAUGUGGCAUCGCAGCCCUUCUCUCAGGGUGCCCUGACGCAGGGCUACAUCUCCAUGAGCCAGCCCUCCCAGAUGAGCCAGCCUGGCCUCUCCCAGCCUGAGCUGUCCCAGGACAGUUACCUUGGUGAUGAGUUUAAGUCCCAGAUUGAUGUGGCGCUGUCGCAAGACUCUACGUACCAGGGAGAGCGGGCAUACCAGCAUGGUGGAGUGACGGGGCUGUCCCAGUACUAGAAGGUGGUGGCAGAAGAGCUAAGCUAUGUGGCUUAGUCCAUCAGCAUCUUACUCUGGGUAAUAAAAAAUAAAAAUAAAAGGAUACCUGUUUUCCACUGCUAAAACUGAAGCACCACUGUGAGCAACAGGAGAGGGAGAGGAGCACCCGAGGGAGAGCAGCCCGAGAUAGUGCCCACUGCUGGCACUGCGGCGAGGAGACAGAGGGAGAGCGGAGGUGGGGCCGGCCCUCCCGAGAGCCCUGGAGAGCCCUGCAGCCCGCUCGCCACGGAGGCCCAGCUCGCCGUGUCUAUACCUGGGUCUUCGACCAGGUGGAGGGAGGAAGACCCUCAUCUCAGAGUAGCCCUUUCCUCUGUUCUUUCUUUCUUUUUCUCUUUUAUUGAAAGGGGACUACGUUUUACCAGGAACAACUCGCAUUUCUGUGCUGAGCAGGCUCCUUACAGCUGUGCUUGGAGAGCCCCACCGAGGCGUGGGUUCCGUCCAUGCCGUCUGAGACCUCGCAGUCACGCUGCCUGUGUGCUAGAGGGUUUUCAUUUAAAGAAAAUACGGUGUUUGGGGUUUUCUGUUUGUUUUUUAAAAGAUUAUUUCAAAGGAGUACUGAAAAAUAUACUGAGUUCAUCUCUCAAAUCUUAGUGGUUGGACCUGGGAGAUGCAAGAAGCUUCCAGAAACGAAGUUUAAUCGAGCCACAUGGUUAGGAUGAACACCUGUGACGUGAUUGCGGAGAGGAAGAUUUUUGUUUCCCGUUUCGUUUCUAGCAGCUUCUCCCUGUGCAUCAGGGCAGUGAAGAAAUGUCACUUGGGCCCAUGGGCCCCACUGGACUCCAGAGAAGAAAGGCACUUCUCACAUAUAGUGGACUCAGUCCCCUGAAGGGCCUGGGCAGAGCUAGCCCUGAGGCCAGAGGGCAGGAAGGUGGUUGUUCCUCGCCCAGUGUCUUCUUCCCCAGGGUCCUUCCUGAGGAUUUGGCAGAAGACAUCAGCUAAGAUCUUUAUCCAGGGAGGCACCCUCAGCCCCUGCAGCCAUCAGAGAAGCUGAGCACCUUGCCCCCCUUAUCCUCCACCCCACUCCCAGACUUGGAGCCCUUCUAUCUGUGUGCAUAGCUUCAAUGAGUUGGGGUGGUUUCUACUUUUAUUUGGGAAAAGAAGUUUCAGAAAUAAGUUGAUUCUGUGCUGAAGGUGCGUGGAGGAGUAUGUCACUUCAGCUGAUACAGACGGGCAUUGACCUGGGUCUACAUUGAGGAAAUUCUUAUAGUUGGGAAAGGCCCUCUGAGGGUAGGUGUUAGUCUCCUUGGUGACCAUCCAGUUGAGGACCGUUUCCUGCCUACCCAGGUCCUAGUGACAGUGAUGCCCUAGCAUCCUUUCCCCAUGCGCCUGGCACUGGCCCUUAUUCUAAAGCCUCCAGGUGCCAUCUGGUAAAUGGAGACAGGGAUACACAGGCACCUUCUGGCAAGCCCUCUUAUUCCCAUUGCUAGGCUUUUGGUCCCCUUUUGGUAGGCCGCCUGGAGGCAUUGGGCUUGGAUAGGCUUCUGCUGCGACCCUUUGUGCCUGUCCACCUCCCUGUUCCUUCCUUGGAGUGCUCUACCUCGCCCUUUGCUGUUGGCUUUGUUCACCUUCUAGCAGCAGUUACUUUGAGUUUUCCAAAUCAAGGAACAUCUGUACUAAGGCAAUGUCACUUCUGAUUUUUGGUCAAUUUGUUUUAAGCUCUUUUGUCACCAAUAAAAUGUUAAAACAA